AUGCUGGGGUAUCAACAGCUUGCCGUGGAUGAGUGGCUUGCUUCGCCCGCUUCUCUUGCCAUCUUUGGGCAUGGCCUUGGCGUCCAGAAGAUCUUGCUGGAAGCAUUGCGCCGGGUGUUAGCUACAGCCCAGCUCGAUGCAGAGCGUGCGAAACGCCCCAUCAUCGUGUUGAAUACCACGCAGGAGGAAUCGGAACUCCUCGCCAAGCGUGCGUCAGAAGAUCCAAAGUGGACAGGAUUACAAAGCAAAUUGUGCGUCAUUGGAUCUUCCCUGGGCGUGGAUGGGCGUAAAGCUGCACUUGCGCAGGGCGGCGCAUUCAUUGUGAAUGCUCGGCUGCUUGUGACGGACUUGCUUGGAGAUCGAUUGCGACCGGAAAGCAUCGAAGGAGUUUUUGUAAAUCAUGCUCAUGAUGUUGGCGAGCUCUCGGCCGAUGCUUUCGUUCUUCGAUUAUUCCGGGUGGGCAACCAGAAGGGCUUUGUCAGAGCCAUCUCGGACAUGCCGGAUAGAUUCCUGCGUGGACAAGGUCAGCUGGAGAAAGUGAUGCAGCGAUGCUUCGUCAGCGACUUGGAAAUUUGGCCCCGAAUCCGAAAGGAUGUGCAAGAAUGCCUCCGGCACGAGGAAUGGGAGCAGGAUGUGCACCAGAUCACAUUGGAGCUGCCGCAGGAUGUCAAAGACAUCCAGGGCCACCUCCUCAACAUCAUGCAGAGCACGCUGCAGGAGCUCCAGAAGGAUCCGAACCUGGACAUGGGACAUUUGCAGGUGCGCGACUCAGUGUCUCCGGCCUUUGAGGCCGAGUUGCAGCAGGUGUUAGAUCCAGUUUGGCUGAGCUUGGGGCCCCAUGCCCGGCGGCUGGUCAGUGACUUGAAAGGAGUGCGGAGGCUUCUGACGGAACUCUUGCGCAGCGAUGCUGUGGAAUUCCAUCGAAUGCUGGAGAGUUUGUGCACUUCCGGAGAUGCCGGGAACCCAGGAAGAGCGCCAGUGUGGUUGCAGAGCCACGACGCCCAGUCUUGCCUCCGGUUGGCUAAGCAACGCGUCUACGAGAUUCGUCCAAGCCCGGACGGCUCAGGGCAGGUCUUGCAGCGGAACGUACGGCCCCAUGCCAAGUGGGCAAAGAUCCUUGAGGCAGUCGACCGCACAUUGCAAGAUGUGGCCGAAAGAACUGAGCCGGAGCUCCCGAAGUCUCAAAAGGUGGAGAGCUUUGAGUUCGGCUCCCUGAACAUGGCCACUCAGAUUAGUUUGGAUUUGGAUGACAGCGACAUUGAGAUCACGGUGCAACCAGUGGUCAAGCGAGCCCGCACAGUGCCCGACGCGGCUUCGAGCGUGGUGGAGCCGCGAGUUCUGCUCAUCGCCCCGGACGAUCGCUCGCGGCGUCAGUUGUCCACCUUGCUUCACCGGGGCCCGGAGGCGACUCUGCUGGAUGGUCUGGACAGGUACCUCCGCGAUCGCAGCUCGAGGGGACGGGAUGUCCCAAGUGGCAUUCCGCAGAACGAGCUGAGAUUCGGCGAGAUGGCGGUGCUGGCUCGCGAGGCGGAGGCUGUAGCCCAAGAGCUGGACGAGCUACGGCCGUCUAGCACGCUUCAGGCUCGGCAGCUCCCAGACGGGCGAAUGUGUCACCCGAGAAUUGACGUAAUGUCCGCAGAAGACACUGAAGGACAGCUGGAGGUGCGCUUGGCAGAGAUGCGGCCUCAUGCCGUCAUUGUCUUCGAGCCUACGCUCCAUGCGAUUCGGGCCUUGGAAGUCUACUGUGCAUCGGCACGGCAAGGUCACGGGGCCUCCAUCGUCAAGAGAGAGACGGGCUCAGACACUGCGCCAACUCAGCAGGCGCCAGUGGCUUUUCACGUGUACCUCAUGGUCUUCGAGGAGUCUGUCGAGAAGUCCCGCUUCGAAAAGUGUAUGAUGCAGGAAAGCGAAGCGGUGGAUUCCCUGAUCCGUUCUCGGCAGCACCUGACUUUCAGAGUGGAUCCUCCCACGGAGGCGCUUGCCCCGGAACUGUCCUCUCGACGCGGAGGGGGCUCGAGGGCACUGCAAGGCAUGACGAAACCCCGCGUGGUGGUAGACAUGCGCGAAUUUCGGUCGACCCUUCCCUUCAUGCUGCAUCUUCGAGGCUUGGUGGUCGAGCCCGUCACCAUUCCUGUUGGGGACUAUGUGCUUUCAAGGGACAUCUGCGUGGAACGCAAGGCCGUGACAGAUUUGGUCCAGUCUCUGCAGAGUGGCCGGCUCUACCAACAGGCACAGAACCUGUGCCACCACUACGACAACCCACUCCUCCUGGUCGAGUUUGAUCCAGCCAAGGGGUUCAUGCUCCAGAGCACCUACCACAUCCAACGUCGUGAGAUCGAAGUUGGAACCAAGGACGUAACUGGUAAGCUGCCCCUGGUAAUACUGCACUUCCCCAAGUUGAAGCUCAUCUGGAGCCCUUCUCCGCGCUUCACGGCGGACGUCUUCCUGAAGCUCAAGGAGGGAAGAUACCAACCCGACUCCAAGGCGGCUGCCGCGAUUGAUGCUGAGGACCCCGAGCCUGAUGAGGGCAAGGUGAAGACGGUCCAGGUGAACACCGGGGCUUUGGAGGUCUUGCGGAAGCUUCCGGGAGUGACCCCUGGGAACAUGCAUUCCUUGGCUCGCCGUGCUGGCACCCUCGCAGGAAUCGCCGACCUUCCCUUGGAAGCUUUGGUGGAGGUCAUGGGAAAAAGCAAUGCCGAGCAGUUGAACACCUUCCUGCACUCCAGCUGCCUCCCCCCAGCACCCACACAGGACCAAGGUGCCGAAGAGCAGGUGCCGGAGAGAGAGGAAGACGAGCAAGCGCCAGCUCAGGAGGAAGAGCCGAUUGAGGAUCCGAGCGGGGAGGAGUGGGAGGCGACGCGUGCAGAGGAACACAGUCCAGAAGUUUGA
This is a messenger RNA of Symbiodinium sp. CCMP2456, 2889 nucleotides long. The record is from the annotation of a GenBank genome assembly. NCBI's taxonomy places the organism in Eukaryota, Dinophyceae, Suessiales, Symbiodiniaceae.